This is a messenger RNA of Sparassis crispa, 345 nucleotides long. Its product is annotated as V-type ATPase assembly factor PKR1. The record is from RefSeq and is a predicted model, not a curated record. Lineage: Eukaryota; Fungi; Basidiomycota; Agaricomycetes; Polyporales; Sparassidaceae. Gene Ontology annotation, cellular component: endoplasmic reticulum membrane. Gene Ontology annotation, biological process: vacuolar proton-transporting V-type ATPase complex assembly. The transcript has 2 exons. The coding region runs from base 1 to 345 and encodes 114 amino acids.
AUGAGUUCCAGCAACAGCACCAGCAACUCUCCGUCUUCCCCUACUACAGAAGACAACUCUUUGUUUGCAACGCUCCUCACUCCAGGAUCCUCGCUUCAUCCCACAUUGCUGUUUGUACUCGACGUCGCGUUCUUCGCGCUCUUCCUCGUACUCGCUGGUCUCGCUCUCGCGACGCAGGGGAACCUUCACGUGCUUUCGCUUAUUGGGAUUGAGAUGGGACUGUGGGGAAGUGUCAAAUGGUUUGUGUACGAGCUGCAGCUGGCCAACGCCAAUGAAGAGACGCAAAAGAACGCGAAUCGAGAAAACGAUACAUCACCUUCCGACUCGAAACUAAAGGAGGAAUAA